AUGGGAAACAACAGUUCUCACAAGAGGACCAAAGUGCCCAAGCAGGCCUGCAAGGAGAGGCUGCCCAAUAUGGACAAGGCUGGGCAGAAACAGCAGUUCAGCCACCUCAAGCGGAAGAAGCCAAGCGCCAAGAUCGUGCUGCUUUUCCCCUUGGACAAGCGGCAGCAGCUAGCCGAGGUGGCGGCGGGCCCCGGCGCGCGGCCUGGGCGGCCAGGUGAGGACGCGACGGGCGGCCCGGUGGGCUCCCCGGCGGCGGCGUCCAUGCUGCGAGGAGCGGGUGACGGCGCUGAUCGGCGCGAGGGCGCACGCGCGCGCGAGAUGAAGAAGAUCUUGGUCCUGCUGCUGCUGCUGGACGCGCGGCUGCAGGAGGAGGGGCGCUGCGCGGCGGGCGCGCCCGGGGGCGGGGCCGGAGCGGGGGGCGGAGCCACGGUGGCGCCGGGCUGGCAGCGGCUGUACGCGCGCCUGCUGACCGAGAGCGAGGUGGACCCCGAGGCCGACCCCGCCAAGGAGCAGCCGCGCAAGCGGCGCCGCUGCCCUCGCCCGCGGCCCUGA
Messenger RNA from Neomonachus schauinslandi (Hawaiian monk seal), 552 nucleotides. It is a transcript of the gene C10H20orf144, whose product is annotated as chromosome 10 C20orf144 homolog. The transcript is spliced from 2 exons. NCBI's taxonomy places the organism in Eukaryota, Metazoa, Chordata, Mammalia, Carnivora, Phocidae. The record is from RefSeq and is a predicted model, not a curated record. Bases 1 to 552 code for a protein of 183 amino acids.